UGGCGAGACACUGUGCGCGACACAGUGCGUGCGUGCGUGCGCGUUCCGCUCGUGGUGGCAGCAGCAAAAAUAUGCAAAAGUAUGAGAAGCUCGAGAAAAUAGGAGAAGGCACUUAUGGCACCGUGUUCAAAGCCAAGAAUCGCGAGACACACGAAAUCGUCGCGCUGAAGCGGGUGCGAUUGGACGAUGACGAUGAAGGUGUACCGUCGUCAGCCCUACGGGAGAUCUGUCUUCUGAAGGAGCUCAAGCAUAAGAAUAUAGUUCGUCUCUAUGACGUGCUGCACAGCGACAAGAAGCUCACCUUGGUGUUCGAGCACUGCGAUCAGGAUCUCAAGAAGUACUUCGACAGUCUGAAUGGGGAAAUUGACUUGGACGUCGUUAAAUCAUUCCUAUAUCAAUUGUUGAGGGGAUUAGCAUUCUGCCAUAGCCGUAAUGUUCUGCACAGGGACCUCAAACCGCAGAACUUACUCAUCAACAAGAACGGGGAGCUGAAGCUCGCUGAUUUUGGAUUAGCAAGAGCAUUCGGAAUUCCUGUAAAAUGUUACUCGGCGGAGGUUGUUACAUUAUGGUACCGUCCCCCGGAUGUUCUUUUCGGAGCAAAAUUAUAUACAACGUCCAUUGACAUGUGGAGCGCCGGAUGCAUAUUCGCUGAAUUAGCGAACGCCGGCAGACCGCUCUUUCCCGGAUCGGAUGUAGACGAUCAAUUGAAAAGAAUAUUCAAAAUGUUGGGCACACCGACUGAGGAGACGUGGCCAGAUUUAACGACACUUCCUGACUACAAACCAUUCCCACAAUAUCAUCCCACGCAAGGGCUAGCGCAGGUUACACCCAAGCUCACUUCAAGAGGAAAAGACUUACUCCAGAGAUUAUUAGUGUGUAAUCCGGCUCUACGGCUGUCGGCGGAGGAAGCGAUGGCACAUCCAUACUUCAACGACUUGAACCCUGCCAUAAAGAACGACCGAUGCCAAUAGCGAGCCAUCCUUCUUAGCUUAAACCGACUGAAAGCAUAUUAUGGCGCAUACGAUGCGCAGCGACCAAAAAGUGGAAAGGAAAACGCUCUGGCAAUGAUCGUUUGUUAAUACAUGCAUACAUACAUAGAUACACACACACACACAUGCGCGUGUGUGCGUGCGUGCGUGUAUGUAUUGUGUAUGUAUACAUCCAUGUAUAUGUAUAUUAAGCGCUUGGACGAGAUAAUCGCCUCCCCCCCUCCCCUCCGCGACAAGAAGACACCGACGAGUCAUUUUAUAAUAAUAAGGAAGAAUCGAUAAAUCAUUAAGUUCACUUUGGCGGCAACUUCUUCGUAUCGAAAGUAAAAAAUUCCACGGUCAGCGGAAGGAAAAGAACGCGACACAUUUCGUACACUGUCAAAGUCGCGAGUGAUGAAUAUGAGAAGAUUUUAUGCGAGUGAGUAGGAUAUUAUAUAAGCGCGAUUUAUUUAUUAUUAAAUUAUUCUAUCAAUAAACUGAUAUCUUAAA
Molecule: messenger RNA, 1478 nt
Organism: Wasmannia auropunctata (little fire ant)
Lineage: Eukaryota; Metazoa; Arthropoda; Insecta; Hymenoptera; Formicidae
Gene: Cdk5
Product: cyclin-dependent-like kinase 5
Exons: 7
Coding region: 72-971 (299 amino acids)
Biological process (GO): synaptic vesicle transport; neuron apoptotic process; protein phosphorylation
Cellular component (GO): cytoplasm; nucleus
Molecular function (GO): ATP binding; cyclin-dependent protein serine/threonine kinase activity
Source: RefSeq, a predicted model, not a curated record